GCCCCGCCACCCCCCCCACUUACAAGCAAUCCCUUCUCCCACAUAGACCUGGUUCCCAUGGCAACUCACCAACCUUCCAUCUGAGUGGUCUCACAGUGUUUGGCCGCAAGGAAUGACUGGCUAUGAUAAAUGGAGAUACAGCAUCAGAGCCGUUACAUGUUACUGUCUGAUGGCCUUCCAUCUUCUCUCUGCCCCCUCCCCCCCCUGCAUCUCCUUUCCGCCUCUUCACCCACACAUUUUGGCACUUUCUCCGCAUUUUCUUUUAUCUACCUCCCGCUCAUCAUCCUUUUUUUCACAUUAUUCACUGUCUCUUCUCCCAACUCUGCUGCUCCCGUCCUCCGUCCUUGUACAUCUUGUCUCCAUCUCUAUUCUCUCUCUCCUCUCUGCUGCCAUGUUGUGGCGGCGCAGCGACCUGCAGCCGCAGCUGGACAGAGUGAGGAGUUCCAGCACAACAUGUCUGAGACCAGACAACAACUUUCACUCCCCUGACAGAGACAGGUGUUCCUACCUCGGGAUGCUCCCCUUCCUUACCUCCCGCCCCUCUAGGUGCUCCAACUCUUUGCCCCGCAAGAUUCCCCCAAGCCCCAGGAUCUUAGUAGAACAUGUGAACCCUGAGGAGGACAGGCAAUGUAACAACUCAUCAGGUCAAAACUGUCAAAGGGGCAGCAAAAAAAGUCUGGAAGGGGACAGUCGUAUCCAGCCCACCUCUAUCCUGAGGGGUAGUAGGGGGAGAGGGGGCCCUCUGAGGCCCUUUGGUCAGACAGUCUUGUCUGGGUCCUGCCCAAACUCACCGCGGCUAGACAGACCACACCCUCACGGCAGCCCCUCCUCUCCUACGGGGACUCCCUCAUCAGGUCGCAGGGGCCGGCAGCUGCCUCAGCUCCCUGCCAAGAGCAGCAGCGUAGAGCAAGCCCUUGCAGUAGAGGAACGCGCCCGACAGCUGCAGAUGAAAGUACAUUCCUACCGGCCUUCAGCCUCCCACGACCCCGAGACGGACCUCAAGACCAAACGGGAGAUGUACGCAGAGCAGAGGCGCGGCAGCGACAACAUGUCAGCCCGGUCGUCAGACAGCGAUAUGAGCGAUGCGUCGGCCCUCUCCCGCGCCAGCAGUGCCUCCCGCCUCAGUAGCACCAGCUACAUGUCUAUCCAAUCAGAACGACCGGGGGGGCGACUCAGGUCAGUCCUCAUUAGUCAUAUGUUCAGUUUAGAUGUUAAGGGUGCUUUUAUUACAGUCCUUUUUAAAUAAGCCUAAAUGUUUGGGCUACAGGAGUAUUAAAGCUAUUGCAUGCUAAUCGCUGCGUGUC
Notothenia coriiceps (black rockcod) is the source of this 1304-nucleotide messenger RNA. Its product is annotated as regulating synaptic membrane exocytosis protein 1-like. The coding region runs from base 113 to 1246 and encodes 377 amino acids. NCBI's taxonomy places the organism in Eukaryota, Metazoa, Chordata, Actinopteri, Perciformes, Nototheniidae. The record is from RefSeq and is a predicted model, not a curated record. The transcript is spliced from 7 exons.